Molecule: messenger RNA, 693 nt
Organism: Macrobrachium nipponense
Lineage: Eukaryota; Metazoa; Arthropoda; Malacostraca; Decapoda; Palaemonidae
Exons: 2
Coding region: 1-693 (230 amino acids)
Biological process (GO): DNA integration
Molecular function (GO): nucleic acid binding
Source: RefSeq, a predicted model, not a curated record
AUGCUGGACGCAAACCAUGUAUGGCAAAACUUAGAGAACUUUACUGGAUAUCCGUACCAAUGCAAAGUGUCCGUCAGGUUCUACAAAGAUGUGUCAUUUGCAGAAAAAUUAAAAAACCCUGUUCUUAACCAGAAGAUGGCUGAUUUACCAUUGGAAAGAGUAAUUCCAGUUGCUCCAUUCACACACACAGGUGUUGACUUCUUUCGGGCCCACAGGAAGUCAAAGAAGGAAGGCAAAUCAGGAAGAGAAGGUUUGUUGCUAGAAGAGGCAAAUGUAAGGAAGAGUUUGACUUGUGACAAUGGGACAAACUUUCAUGGAGCCGAGAAGGAGUUGAGGAAGUCACUGCAAGAGAUGAAUGAUGAUCAGAUCAGAGCUUUCCUCUCAAAAGAAAGCAUCAGCUGGACCUUCAAUCCCCCUACAGCUAGUCAUAUGGGAGGUGUGUGGGAACGUCAGAUUAGAACUGUGAGAAAGGUCUUGACUCAUCUCUUCAAAGAACAUGCUGGACGACUGGAUGAUGAGAGUUACCGCACUCUUCUCACAGAAGUUGAGGCUAUAGUGAAUGACCGUCCUUUGACCACAGUCAGUGACAGUCCAGAUGACUUACAACCACUCAGUCCAGCACAGCUUCUCACACAGAAAUCAAGUGUUGUGAUGCCACCACCUGGUGUUUUUCAGAAAGGAGAUAUGUACUGA